CGCGGUUACAUGCAUGAAACCUGCCAGGCGAGACUCCCGCCGAAGAAGUACACCAGGAACGACGCCCUUUCAUGCCCGGGUGUUGACCUGGAAGCUCUUCUAAGCGCAGGAGCAGCUGCAUAGUUGGUUGUGCAAGCAUAAAGGUUGGUUGUACUCCAUAGAUUUCCUAAUCCAAUUUCUGAGUUUCAAGCACCGACGCCCGCUCUGGCCUCUGCGAUUGUGCCGACUGACCGUCGCGUGAAGUCUUAGACAAUGUCGGUGACCUCGAGGGGCUCGAGGCGCUCCCACACGCAAUCAAAUCAUUCGCGAUCGAACCAUUCAGGAGGCUCAAUACCUCAGCCGCCGUACGGACAGGCGUUGACGCCCUCCAACGACAACGUGUUCGAGCCUUGCUCCGCGACCGACUCAUACUUCUUGUAUGCUCAGCGAAACGUCAUCCUGUGCCUUCAGCAUGACUCGCUGGCGAUCGUCAGACGCUUCGAAAAGCACAACGAAGAUGUGCAGUUGAUAGUCGCAGAUAACGUUAGCGAUCGGGGAAAUGGCCGGUUAGUCGUGAGCUACGACAGCAGCCUGACCACGAUCGUCUGGGAUGUGAUGACCGGCGAAGAGAUAGCGAGGUUUGCUUCGUAUGAGGAUAUCAGAACGGCAGCAUGGAUGAAGAAUUCGAAUAUUGCUUUCGGCAACUCGCAAGGUAACGUGAUACUCUUUGAACCUUCAACAUCGGAGCAUAUAUCCGCAAGAACUAUAUUCGAUCCGAUCACUGCGCUGGCACCUGCUGCAGACUGCAGAACAUUUGCUUUAGGCUAUCUAAAUGGCUCUAUUCUUAUUGCCACGCUGCAGCCAUCGUUCACGAUUUUACACACUCUAAGUACCAACAGAGCGCCCUCGCCACUUAAUAAGCUCGCCUGGCAUGGAUCAUCUUCAAAGCAGAAGUCUGAUAUGCUUGCCGCGCAAACUAUUGAUGGCGACUUGCGAGUCUGGAGUAUUCCCAAGGCGCAAGGCGCUGACCAGCCAAGUAUCAUCCGCGUGCUUUCAAGAUCCGAGCAUGAGAACUAUGGUGGCGCCUGUUGGUUUGGCUGGUCGAAAAUGGGUAGAAUCGUGCAGUACUCAAACGGAUUAACAUAUGUUUGGGAUGUCCGAACGAAGCGAGUUACAUACGAAUCUGUACCGACUGUAGACGGCCUUAUUGGCAUCACAAAUCAUGGACCAGGAGCAAAGCUGUUCACGCUUGGCCGCAAUCACACUGUCCAACAGUACGAUCUCAACCCAAUGGCGCGUCCAAUGCUCGUACAGAAUGUGCAGCACGUCCCUGGCGCCCUUCCACCCUCGCCUCCGAUAUCCGAUGGACAAGAUGACAAGGGCACACGUUAUGUCACCGCCGAACCUUCAAUGCAACGAAAUUCUAAUCUGCCCCUGUACCUGGACAUCGAAAGCUCUGAUGCAGAAGAAGGGAUGAUGAAAUCUCCUCUGCAGAGGAUAUCGCAACAUAGGGACGACGAAGAUAUGAGCGAGGAGGAGCUUCAAGAGGGUCGUGAUCAACUUGGUCCAUUGAGUCCAGUGUCCAGCAGGGCAUCAACAACCUCUCGUUCCUCACGAGGUGGCGGCCAAAGACGAAGAAAAGAACCACGCGACUAUGAACGCGAUCGCGAAAGGCCAAUGUCACCAGGGAUGCAUAGUACCCAUAGCGGCAGCACGCAUACGACGUUCUCAGUGGGUACGACCUCCAUGCGGAGUGGUUUUCAGCAUCGAGCAAUGCGGGAAAGCGUCUCAACUAGGUCCCUGCUCUCAACCUCGACAUCUGCCUCGAAGUCGAGCAAAACCUCACGCCUUCGGCAGGAAGUCUUGAGAAGUCCAGAGGAGACUAAGAACACUAUGUUGAUGGACCUCUUCCCGUACACCAAGGCGCGACUUGCGGAAGUUGUCUUCCGAGCUCCUCAAUACGACCAGAACCGUCGUACACCGGACGACCUUCGGAACCAAAUGCUUGACGUGGUGUUUGGAUGGACUGAUGACAUUGUUGAAUUGAUUAAGGAAGAACUGUCGCAUCACCCACCAAGCUCUGCCAGCGCUGUUCUGUUGGCUAAGUGGUUGGGUGAUCUUGGAGCUGACAUUGCUGCUUCGAUGAUUGGAUCCGAGUCAAUGACUUCGUCUGACUGGAUGCUGCUCGCGCUAAGCACCAUGGGCCAAGACUCGCAAAAGAAGGUCGGCGAAGCCUUUGUCCAGCGACUCCUUGAGAAAGGCGACAUCCACCCUGCCGUGUCCAUCUUGCUCGGCCUUGGAGAGUAUAACGAGGCGGUUGAGGUCUACGUCUCGAGAAAGUACUAUAUGGAAGCUGUCUUGCUCACGUGUUUGCUGUUCCCAACGGAUUGGGGCAGGAUAUCACACUUGGUCCGGAAGUGGGGUGAAGUUGUGAUGACUCAGGGUCAGCCUGAACUUGCCGUCCGAUGCUUCUCAUGUACAAGCAUGGAGUCGUCAGAGCCGUGGUUUUCACCACGUGCUCAAGAUGAGGUCUAUGCUCUACAGCAAAAGAUUCUAGCUCCGGACACACCUUCUAGCGUCGGUCCCUCUCCAGUUUCUCCUGGAACUCGUCGAUUGCUUCCCAAUCAGGCCGGCCUGAGGCUUGUCACAAACUUCAGUCAAAAGGCGGGCCCAGCUGAGCUGGCGACUGCGAUCGAUGACAAGACUCCAAUGGUCUUCUCCCCUGCCGAGCGCAGAGACAGGCGACACGAUCCAAUGUCUGCAAUGUCCACACGCACAGCCACUCCGGGCGGCUUUGCUCGCCGACGAUUUCCUUCGACUUCUCGCAGUAGAGGCUACGAAACCACAACACCUCAGGUGGACUCGAGUCGAUUUGAGUACCCUAAUACAGCCGUAAAAACGACUCACUCGGAAGUGAGUUCUGUCGUGUCUUCUCGCGCCCGCAGUGUUUCUGCUAGCCAAGCUGGAUCUUUUCUGACAGAAUCUACCUAUCAAGAAAAUGACCGUGGGCGGGAGGGUCUUCCUUCCCCAGCUCUCGACCGUUUUCAUAAGCAUACCCCAUCACGAAGUGGGGGUAGCGAGCGAAACAAGGAAGGUUUGAUACUACGUAUCGAGGAUGUUAUAGUUGAUUCCUCUAUUCCAAGCUCCAUCCCGACGGGUGCUUCCGCAAGCGAGUUCGCGCAGAUAGCCGCGGGAAGCCAGAGCGGCGCAACAAGCCAGCAACGAGGUAUCGCGGGCUUGCAGAGUAAUCCAUCCGACAUGGUUAACUCCAAGAUUCGCAGUAUUGAUGAGUACAUCAACAGCUUGAACGAUGCUCACACUCAAGGGCGAACUCGCGCGGAAAGUCGUUCUAGGAACGCGGACAGACCGGGAAGUCGUACAGCGCACAGAGCUCCGUCUGAACGACAUGGCAGAGACAAUACGAAGUAUAUACGGCCAGCGAAGCGCUCGCCGUCGUCACCAAUUUCCAUGUCUCCGGACGACCCGGCUCUUCAACUUAGCCGUUACGACCUCAGCAGUGUCACUGAUGCGGAGAGUUUUUACAAGCUCACCGAGCCAAACGAGCCAGUGCGACCCAGGGAGCGUGAUUUGAGCAGAGACCCAGGCGGAAGAGCAGGUUCACGAGCAACGUCGCGUGACGGUCGAAGGACUCGAUCUCGAAGUCGCGCGACUACAUCAAGGCAAGAUGCUUACGAGGAACACGACCGCAGUGGACGUGGACGUAGUGCAAUUCGCCGUGAAGAAUCGCCGCCAAGAUCUCCACCUUCACCCCGCCCAAUGUCACCUUCAGGUUCUACUAUGAGUAGAUCGAAGGUUGGUGAGCGAGUUCGUGAACGUAGCAUGAGCCGUCGUCCUGCCGAACAACGCCGACAACAGUCGCCUGAGCCUGUCGCUACGGGAAUGCGAAGGCCAUCAAAGCCAGCGAUGCCUAGGCUUCAGACUAAUCUUUCAGACAGUGCCCCUAUGUCACGAACUCGCAAGGACAUAGCUGCCGAGGAGCUUGAGGCUCGACGUCUUUCUCUGUUGCGCAAGCCCUCAGCACCCCCAGUCAUCCACCCAGACGAAUUAGGAUCCAGGUCGGCGAUUGAGCCUUCUGUCGACCCCAGCUCUCUCUUCACAAUUGCCAAUGAUCUUCAGGCAAUGCGAGGCCACACGGCAGAUCCACACGCUCUUCGUAAGGUCACAAAUCAGGGAUCUGGUACCUCUACCUCUUCAGCACAAAUUGGGCUCCCAGCAACUCCUCGAGCUAUGCGUCACCCAAAGGACAUGGCGGGAUCAGGCGAACCUGUACCUGCUGUACCCGAGAUUCCUGUUGGAUAUGCCGGUCCCAGUGCACCGGCAUCAUCUCAAGAGCAGCCAGAGGUUCUCACGCUCUUGCCCACAUCCACCUAUAGGCCUCCAACUGGCCCACAUUCGCGAUCUGCUUCUGCUCCACCAGAGAAGUUUCAAGGCCACCAUCGACGAAUCUCGAGUGCCCACAGUAGACAGAACUCCAGGGAUGACAAGAAGGACAACAUUACCGUCGUAUCUCCAGGCGCGAAUGGUACUCUGCAGUUGUCUCGUAACAUAGAUGAGGCCAUUCGUGAGUCACAGGUGAUUAUCGUCGAGCAACCCGAGACGCUAGAAGCUGCUCCGCCAAUGUUGCCGGAGUUGCAACAUCUUGCAGGUCCACCACCACCUCCACCUCCGCCUGCGCCAGUAGCUCCUCCAGUCCAUUCCACGUCUCUGAAUGAAGGAGCCAACAUGAGUGCUCCUGUCGAAGACCAAACGCAGCGAGUAUCUCCACAGAUUGAGACUCCACCCAUUGAAUCAACUCCUAUGCCUGAUCCAUCUGCAACCCCAGCCCACGGGCACAGACGGGGUAGAAACAGCAUCUCGGAAAGUGUGGGCUCAAGGAUCCGAGGGGCUUUUGGAGGCAAUCGUCAUCGUGACCGGAGUGCUAGCAGACAACGCCCGGUAAUCUCACCACCAGUGCCAACGAAUCAUGCGCCCUAUGAGAGCAUACAGCCACAGCGACGCCCUAGUCAGCCCAACGUUCCACAGAUGCGUGCAGCUGUGCCGUACGAAUCAAUUGCUCGCGUGACUUCUCCGCCUCAGCAAAGUCACCAAGCUGGUCCAGCGCUUCUCCCAUCAACGACAUACCAGGGUUAUCGAAACCCUAAGGAAAUUGCCCGUCAGAUGCGCGAGCGAGAAGAGCAAGCCAUGAUGGCCGCUGGCUUGGACCGCGCUGGUGCUUCCACCGCGCCGCCCAGAUCGACUUCCAAAGUUCGAGCCAAUAUGCCACCCAACUGGACCCAGGCUGGCGCUGAACCACCGCCGAUCUAAACUAUCUUAUAACUAUUGAAAUCAUCGCUAGGCAUCCCCAAUGCAUACGCUAUCUUCACACACUGAAAAUCUUACGAUUGUUACGGCCACCACGAUACCAUUCACGCAUAAUCAUAUAUCCUAAGUUCGUCACCGGAUACCCUUUAGCAUAACACACUUGUUCUUACAUUCAAUUCUUUUUUUCACAAAUGCAACGGCUGCAUAAAUUGCCUUGAAGGAUGAAGGGCUAAAGAUUGGUGUGAGCGAGCGAAUCUGCAUGUUUAAUUCUUCUGAGGUUCUUUUGGGAGCCAGCGCGUCAAGGUAUUGUCUCGCAAAUUUGAGCUCUCCAACACACCGAACGAAAAUGAUCGAGAAAAAAAAAAUCAAGGAGAGCUUCACAGACCACGCUUCGCAGCGACAUCUCUGAGACCUAAGGCUACCCGUUCAUGUAUCAUUAAUAGUCACUCUUUUGUCUCUUCGAGAGAUAUAUUGUUGGGCUGGGGCUGAAUUCUGGAGAUGGUAUUCUUGUAUCUAGAAAGCAUGGCAUUCAAUUAAGUCGUUUCAGAAUCUCUUUCAACAACUAGAAGUAUUACUUUGUGC
Verruconis gallopava is the source of this 5883-nucleotide messenger RNA. RefSeq lists its product as uncharacterized. The transcript is spliced from 4 exons. Bases 253 to 5304 code for a protein of 1683 amino acids. Gene Ontology annotation, cellular component: nucleus. The record is from RefSeq and is a predicted model, not a curated record. Gene Ontology annotation, molecular function: transcription factor binding. Gene Ontology annotation, biological process: positive regulation of transcription by RNA polymerase II. NCBI's taxonomy places the organism in Eukaryota, Fungi, Ascomycota, Dothideomycetes, Venturiales, Sympoventuriaceae.